AACUCCAGGCUUCAGCUGCUGACCCAAAAGCCUCUUCAGCUCCGUCUCUCUCUGCUAUUGACUUCAUUUUCCAUGAAUCCACCCUAUUAUUGACAAACUGCAAGGACUGAACAGUCAAAUUCGCCUACAAAAAACUCACCACUUUUGGCAUCAUGAUUCCUGUGAUGGAAUUCCGGCAGUUCUCUGAACAACAGCCAGCGUUCAGAGUGCUGAAGCCGUGGUGGGAUGUGUUCACUGACUAUCUGUCUGUAAUCAUGCUCAUGAUUGGUGUCUUUGGAUGCACCCUUCAGGUAAUGCAAGAUAAAAUCAUAUGCCUUCCGCAGAGAACAUCGUUGCCUUCAGAGAACACAAGUGACGUGGAGGUGAAGUCGCUGUUACACCUGCAGUCCAAUACUUCAGUGGUACCGAGAGAAAUGACAGGCCUGAAAACCGAUCUGGAUCUUCAACAGUACAGUUUCAUCAAUCAGAUGUGUUAUGAGAAGGCUCUGCAUUGGUAUGCCAAGUACUUUCCUUAUUUGGUUCUUAUACACACUCUAGUCUUCAUGGUGUGCAGCAACUUCUGGUUCAAAUUCCCUGGCUCGAGCUCUAAAAUAGAGCAUUUUAUCUCCAUGCUUGGCAAGUGUUUUGACUCUCCCUGGACCACACGAGCUUUGUCAGAGGUGUCCGGGGAAAAUCCAGAAGAAAAGGACCAUAAAAAGAGUGGCACUUCCAGGUCCAACAUCGCCGUGUCUCCCGGAGAAGGAAGUUUGGAGAAGACGCAGUCCCUACGGUCUAUCCCGGAAAAGAUUGUAGUUGAAAAGCCGUCAGCAAGUGUUCUUGACAAAAAAGAGGGCGAACAAGCUAAAGCUCUUUUUGAAAAGGUGAAGAAGUUCCGUUUGCAUGUCGAGGAAGGAGACAUCCUCUAUCUCAUGUACGUUCGCCAGACAGUGUUCAAAGUGUUUAAGUUCCUCCUGAUCAUUGCCUAUAACAGUUCUCUGGUGAAUAAAGUGCGGAAUAGAGUACGUUGCGAAGUUGAGAUCCAGGACAUGACAGGCUAUAAAGACUUUGAAUGUAAUCACACUAUGGCUCAUCUGUUUUCUAAGCUUUCUUACUGUUACCUGUGUUUAGUGGCCGUCUAUGGAUUAACGAGCCUUUACACCUCUUACUGGCUGUUUUACCGCUCGCUGAAAGAAUACUCCUUUGAGUAUGUGCGACAGGAAACGGGCAUCAAUGACAUCCCAGACGUCAAGAACGACUUUGCUUUCAUGCUACACAUGAUUGAUCAGUACGACCCGCUGUAUUCUAAACGAUUUGCAGUUUUUCUAUCCGAGGUCAGCGAGAACAAACUGAAGCAGCUCAACCUGAACCACGAGUGGACUGCUGAGAAAUUGCGUCAGAGACUCCAGACUAACACCAACAACAGACUUGAACUUCAGCUGUUCAUGCUCCCUGGGUUACCUGACACUGUCUUUGAGUUGACGGAGCUGCAAUCACUCAAGCUAGAGAUCAUCAACAAUGUCACCAUCCCGGCCUCAAUCUCUCAGCUGGAAGACCUUCAGGAGCUGUCUCUUUACCAAUGCUCUUUGAAGUUGCACACAACAGCUACCUCCUUCCUCAAAGAGAACCUGAAAGUGCUUCGCGUGAAGUUUGAUGAUAACAGGGAACUUCCAAACUGGAUGUAUGGCCUGCGCAACUUAGAGGAGCUCUAUCUCACUGGAUCACUAAGCCCUGAUGCCUCCAAAAAUAUAGUUUUUGAGUCACUGCGGGAGAUGAAGUGUUUGAAAACUCUCUCCCUCAAGAGUAAUUUGACUAAGAUACCCCAGUCUAUAGUGGAUGUUUCCAGCCAUCUGCAGCGGCUGUACUUACACAAUGAUGGCACUAAGCUAGUAAUGCUCAACAACCUGAAAAAGAUGUCCAAUCUGAUCGAGCUGGAGCUAGUGCGCUGUGAUCUCGAGCGCAUCCCACAUGCAAUCUUCAGCCUGACGAAUCUGCAAGAACUUGACCUGAAAGAAAAUAACCUUCGCUCAAUAGAGGAGAUUAUCAGCUUCCAGCAUCUUCGAAAACUCACGAGCCUCAAACUUUGGUACAAUGGUAUCAUGUAUAUCCCGGAGCAUAUCAAGAAGCUCGGUAGCCUUGAGCGCCUCUACUUCAGCCACAACAAGAUCGAGAUAUUGCCUUCACACCUGUUCUUGUGCAACAAGCUGCGCUACCUGGACCUGUCCAACAAUGACAUCCGAUUCAUCCCUCCAGAAAUUGGAGUCCUUCAGAGUCUACAGUAUUUCUCUGUCACCUGUAACAAAAUCGAAAAUCUGCCAGAUGAGCUCUUCUUUUGCAAAAAGCUCAAAACGCUAAAGCUUGGCAAGAACUCGCUGUCCAUACUCUCACCAAAGAUUUCCUACCUAGCUCUACUGACAUACCUGGAUCUCAAAGGCAACCACUUUGAACUCCUGCCACAGGAACUUGGUUGCUGUCGUGCUUUGAAGCGCAGUGGCCUUAUAGUGGAAGAGACACUGUUUGAAACUCUGCCUUCAGAUGUCAGGGACCAAAUGAAGGCUGAGUGAAAUGCCACAGUAUUGUAGCCACAGUGCCUGCUGUUUGCUCUGUCUACCAAUUCAGAGCAUUUGUUUUGUAGAAACUCAUUACCAUACUUAGGUAUUACACUACUGUUAAGAAAGUUAAGAAUUCUUCCUUCAGUUUCCUUGACGGAGGUAAAAAUUACAUAUUCAUAUGCUGUAUUGUCAUAGAGAACGUGGCUGCAACAGGGUUGCUUGCUCUGUUAUUAACUUCUGACAUAUUAUACAGCCACAAAUCCUUCUUCACAUUCUUUCUGAGACUGAAAUUAAAAGAUCAUAUCUUAAUCACAUAUCUAAACAUGAAGCAACAGUCAGCAGGUGAUUAUCUUACCUUAGCACAAAGCCAGGAAGCGGGAGGUAAUACCAAGCCUGGCUCUGUCCAGAAGUGAAAAAAUACACCUACCAGCACCUCUGAAGUAGCAUAUUUUAUUUUGUUUAUUUAAUUCAUUAAAAAAAAAUUACUGUAGAGAAAAGUCAUGGUUUUAUGGGGAGCUACAUGCUUGAUGUUUUUUUUUUUUUUGGCUUGGUGCAGUUAAUGAAGUCUCUUAAUAGCUGCUGGUAGGUGGACAUUACUGGUAAUCACUAGACAGAGCGAGGCUAGCUGUUUGCACCUGCUUCAUUUCUUUAUGCUAAGCUAACUGUCUGCUGACUGUAGCUUCAUAGUUUGUGCCCAGACAUGAGAGUGAAACCGACCCUCUCUUUAAAAUCUCAGCAAGACAGAAAAUCAUUUUUUAUUUCCCCAAACAUUUUUAAGCACAUUUCCUGUCACUGCUACAAAAGACAUUUGAGUACUGAAUGUAAAUCUUAACUGAAGACCUCACUUAAGUUUAGGCCAGUAGCCUUACAUAUGCUGUAUUUUAUAUACUUUAUGUUGCCCUUACGAAGCUUUUUAUUUUCUUAAACAGACUGUUAGUUCACAUGGAUCGCACCAGGGAAAAUGCAAAAAACAAAGGAUAUAACAUAUAGAAGUACAUGUAUUACCUUGGCUAAACAGCUCUGUAUUAUAGAAAGAUGACAUUUUGAAGUGCAUUAAACUUGAAGGACUAUGUCAUACUGGUGUUUUCUUCGGUUCUUGAAAUGUGCAUAAGAAGUAUGCAGCCUACUACAAAAAUGUAUUUUUAUAAACAGUAUUUUUAUGUUGCUGACCAAUAAAAACUCAUUUUUGUACAUGUCAUUUCUUAGGGUGGAAUUUCUGAAAGUUUUAAGACCACAAAAAUCCACUAUUUAAAAAGAAUGACCAGAUUUUCAGACAAAAUAAUAAUAAUAAUAAUACAGUCUGAUGCAGUGUAGUGAAAGCAACAGUGCUGAACUAGAAUUUUAGAAAAAAAAUAAAAUU
Messenger RNA from Chelmon rostratus (copperband butterflyfish), 3888 nucleotides. RefSeq names its product leucine rich repeat containing 8 VRAC subunit C (gene lrrc8c). NCBI's taxonomy places the organism in Eukaryota, Metazoa, Chordata, Actinopteri, Chaetodontiformes, Chaetodontidae. Bases 153 to 2540 code for a protein of 795 amino acids. The record is from RefSeq and is a predicted model, not a curated record. Gene Ontology annotation, molecular function: protein binding. The transcript has 3 exons.